Messenger RNA from Gamsiella multidivaricata, 2268 nucleotides. RefSeq lists its product as uncharacterized. Gene Ontology annotation, cellular component: nucleus; perinuclear region of cytoplasm; cytosol. The record is from RefSeq and is a predicted model, not a curated record. The transcript has a single exon. The coding region runs from base 1 to 2268 and encodes 755 amino acids. Gene Ontology annotation, molecular function: small GTPase binding; GTPase activator activity. NCBI's taxonomy places the organism in Eukaryota, Fungi, Mortierellomycota, Mortierellomycetes, Mortierellales, Mortierellaceae. Gene Ontology annotation, biological process: activation of GTPase activity; nucleocytoplasmic transport.
AUGUUCUUCUGCUCUAUUAGAUCUCAAUGCAUCGCAUUCUACCCUGACAAGGUCCUAGAUGUCAUUACAGAAGAACCUCAGUCCAGCAUCAACAACGCCGUUGUCUAUUGCUCUACACUAGGGGAAGUGGGUACCCAGACCUCUCAGAACCUUCUUUUGUCAUCAGCAAGCUUGGUUCCUUUUGUUGCUCGCAAUAUCGAACAAAGCACGAUGAUCAAGUCCGAAAACAAAGACAUACAACAACAAAUUCUGGAUUUGCUGUUGGAAGCCAAAGAGAAGGACGACAAGAUGCUGGCACUGCAGCUAAAGGCUAAAGAGAAGGAUGACAAGAUGCUGGCUCUGCUGCUAGAGGCUAAAGAGAAGGAUGACAAGAUGCUCCUGAUGCAAGAGCAGGCACUCGAUCGACUCGCAGUCAUUCAUGGACGAGUCGCGGCGCUCCUUACACAGACAUACGAGCUGCACGAGUAUCCGAUUCCACGACUAUUCAUCAUCCUACCCAAUAAGACCUCCAACUGGGACCCCGCCAACAUCCUCAACAACCAGUUCCGACUUCAUUUUCUCUGCGAAUGUGGCGAGCACACCAAGGUGUUUGAUGGCGAGAAUACCAAGAUUCCACACCACAUUCACCUUGCCAAACAUGAGGGAUACGACCUUCACAGACCCAAGGAGUUUUUCCAAAAGUAUGGCAGGUACAUGCUGACUGUGCUAGAGAUGAUCAAGUACGGGGUCACAAUUGCGGGCCUCGCCGUUCCCGCGCUGGCUGCCAUCAGUGCCCCUGGAGUUAUUGACAUGUUCAAGGACUCUCUGGACACCAUCUCACAGUCAGAUGUCAACCAGUCUAUCGCGUAUCUACAAGGACUUGCGAACAACGAUUCCAAAGAUCAGGACUCGGCCAAGGACAUCGAGGCGGAUUCGUUCACUGGACUGGACGCUUUAGAGGGUGCAGACCUUCGUCACUUGGAAGCUUUUAUCAAGGGCAAAGACAAGCAUCGAGCACUAGGAAACCUCUACCGAAUUGUCACACAGGAGGGCCAUGUCAAAUGGGUCUGCAUCGACCAUUAUCGUUUGACUUACAAAGAAAAAGAGCAACAGGCAUUUACAAAUGCAGUCCAGAUGAAUGGUGGUACUUAUGAACCGCAACUCGGUCAAGUAGUGAUCAGGCUGGGAUCCAAAAUCAGAGCUGCAGAAUUCUUCGAUGCCCUAGGCAAAGCACGACGUGUUGACGACCUGGAUAUCACAUUCGACUGGGAGUGCACUAGGAGUGAUCUUGAAGCAUUAGAGGAUGCACUCAAGAAAUCAAGAGUAUUGAUUCUUCGACUUGAUCUCUAUCGAUUUCGAACAAGCCUCGGCAGCAAACUGUUGCCGACAUCCACACGAUACGAAGUACUUUUUCGCAUCAUACAACUUCCUAAUAUGAAAAUGAUUCAUGUUGUCCUUCCAAAGGAGUUUGUCAAGCUUUCCAGUUUUGAAACAAAAAGACCAUCUCAUCUUCGCCAGUUAUCCUUUGAGACGGUAGCUAGAUCGAUUGGAGGAAAGGAAUUUGGAAUAGUAGCAGAGACGCUCAAGACCAACUCGACUCUGACCACUUUGGACUUGGCGGGCAACUCGAUCGGAUCCAACGGAGCUCAGGCGCUGUCUGAGCCACUCAAGACCAUCUCGACUCUGACCACUUUGGACUUGGCAGCCAACUCGAUCGGACCCAACGGAGCUCAGGCGCUGUCUGAGGCACUCAUGACCAACUCGACUCUGACCUCUUUAGACUUGGGGGACAACCCGAUCGGAGACAACGGAGCUCAGGCGCUGUCUGAAGCACUCAAGACCAACUCGACUUUGGCCACUUUGGACUUGUGGAACAACGGGAUCGGAGACAACGGAGCUCAGGCGCUGUCUGAGGCACUCAUGACCAACUCGACUCUGACCACUUUGGACUUGUGGAACAACGGGAUCGGAGACAACGGAGCUCAGGCGCUGUCUGAGGCACUCAAGACCGACUCGACUCUGGCCACUUUGGCCUUGGGGGACAACUCAAUUGGAGACAACGGAGCUCAGGCGCUGUCUGAGGCACUCAAGACCAAUUCGACUCUGACCACUUUGGACUUGACUCUCAACAGGAUCGGAGACAGCGGAGCUCAGACGUUGUCUAAGGCACUCAAGACCAACUCGACCCUGGCCACUUUGGCCUUGGGGGACAACUCAACUGGGGACAACGGAGUUCAAGCGCUAUGUCAAGUGUCCAAGACCACAAGAUGUGACAUAAUAAUACAUUAA